This is a messenger RNA of Ceratosolen solmsi marchali, 1678 nucleotides long. RefSeq lists its product as uncharacterized. Lineage: Eukaryota; Metazoa; Arthropoda; Insecta; Hymenoptera; Agaonidae. Gene Ontology annotation, cellular component: mitochondrion. The record is from RefSeq and is a predicted model, not a curated record. The transcript has 4 exons. The coding region runs from base 282 to 1640 and encodes 452 amino acids.
GACUGUUGCUUAUUUUAAAAAAUAUAACUUUUCAAAUUGUUAACAAAUCUGAUUGUCGUAGUGUAAUUGUAAUGCUAUUCGUCACGGAAAUGAAUGUUAAUUCCCUCUUGUUUUGUGGUUUAUAACAUUAACAGCUCAUUCGAGCUUUUAAUUAUAAAAUUUAUUAUCAUAACUUAUUAACAUGUAUUAUCGAACGAUCGUCGGAAGCAAAUAGGGAGACGACGAAUUUUUUAAAUUUUUAUCCACAGUUAUUUUUAAAUUCGUUUGUAAUUGUCAUCAUAAUGAAUUUCGCAAAAAUACUUUAUGGUCUGAAAUUGAAUGAGAAGUUUUUACUUUCUUUACGGAAAGUACCGAAAGUACGAAGAACCUUUCUAUCGGAAGCUUAUCAAUGUCAAGAAGCAUGGAACAACAGAUUGAAAAAUUCGUUGCUAUCAAAAAUAAAUGUCGACGACUUUUAUUUGGAAUUAAAUAAUAAGGUAGAAAGUAAUAUACUUGUGCCAGCGAUAGAUAUCGAUAUCUUUACUAAUUGCGUGCAAAAGCAUAACUAUGUCGAGGAGAUUGGAAAUCUACUUCAUAAGCUAAGAUUAACGACAGAAACUUCAAAUACAUUAGAUUCAACCCAUCAUGCAGUUGUACGAUAUUUUAUUGAUAUGGGAGAAGCUCAGUCGCUUUUAAGUAUUUUAAAUGACAGAUUAAAUUAUGGAAUCUUUUGUGAUUACUUAUGUUACAAUUUAUUAAUGGACCAUUUUAUAAAAAAACAAGAUUUUGCUUCGGCGGCUAAAACGGCGACAUUUAUGAUGCUUCAAGAAGAAUUUGACAAUCCAAUUAGCAAUGCCUUAGCAAUCUAUUCUUGUCAUAAUUAUCUAAAAAAUCCAGACACUUGGAUAGAAAAAGAUCCUGAAACAUUAAAAAAUGAACCCAAAGAAGAAAUUAAAAUACGCGUUAAGUAUUUAAGGAAUCCGUACUUUGAUGAUCAUUUUGAUUUGUGGAAGCCGUCGGAUCUAGUGGGUAAGACCCUAUGGUGGAUCGGUGAAACAAUGAAUGAUGUAAUCGGAAGGUCGUGUCAACUACGAGGCUUAAUAUUAUAUAAUAAAUAUUCAGAGGCAAUUGAAUUGCUUAAAAAGUGGAAAGAUGAAGAAAUUCAAAAUGUUGUUUACAAGGAAACGAUACCUUUAAUUGAAAAUGAUGCGCCGGAUAUGUUUAUUUCUGGUGAAAAUUCUACAGAAUCGCAAAGAGAAUGUCAAUUAUUAAUAACAGAUUUACAGCAUUCAGAUUUAAAUAAUGGAAAUAUGGAUGAGGAUAUUACAAACUUAGUCAAGAAAGCAGUUGAUGCACAUUCUCAAGAAGAUAUUACAAAUCAAGUUCAGAUUUAUGAAGAAUGGAUUGAUGUUAGAAUGAAGAUUCUUAGGGAACAACAUAAGGAACGAGAGAAGCAACAAAGAUUAGCAAAUAUUGAAAAUAUAAAGAAAGAACUUGAGGAAAAAGAACAACUUCUUACAUUCUUUGAUAACGAGGAUAAAAUCGAAUUGCAAAUUGAGCAAAAACUUGAAAAAGAAAAACUCUUAUAUGGCGAAGUGAAAGUUACAAAGCAGGAAGAAGAUUAUGUUCCACCAGAAAUUAAAAAACGACAGAAUCAAUGAUUUAUAUAUGAAAAAGGGCAGUAUGUUAAUAUAUAAUU